GGAACGAGAAACGAUACCAGCGUUUAAUAUUGUCACUUUCAAACAUAUAUUGUUGUGUGAGUUUAGCAGUGAUAGUAUAGUGCUUUAUAAAAGUUAAAAAAGACACGAAAAAGAACUCGUUUGACAAAACGCUUAAGUUCACAUGACUGUGGACGCAUGCGCAGUCAACCGGUUGUAACUCGAAGUAUUCAAUAAUCUGGGAAGCUGUUGGCGCUGGACACCUCACAGCAAAACGAGCAGAAACUAGUGUGUGCUGUUUUAGAGAACGGGGGGCGUCUUUCUCAGCAGGGUCCAGCGACAGAGCUUGACUGACGAGCAGCAAUGAGCUUCUUCGGGUUUGGUCAAAGUGCGGACAUCGAUAUAGUUCUGAAUGACGCCGAAACGAGAAAGAAAGCCGAGCAUAAGAGCGAAGACGGCAGGAAGGACAAAUAUUUUCUCUUCUACGACGGGGAAACGGUGUCGGGGAAAGUCAACGUUACGCUCAAGUACCCGGGAAAGAGGCUGGAGCACAACGGCAUCAAGAUUGAGUUUAUCGGCCAGAUAGAGCUGUACUAUGACAGAGGAAACCACCACGAGUUUGUGUCUCUUGUGAAAGACUUGGCUCGGCCAGGGGAGCUCACACAGUCACAGACGUUUGACUUUGAGUUCACGCAUGUGGAGAAACCCUACGAGUCUUACACGGGUCAGAACGUCAAAUUACGCUACUUUCUGAGGGCGACAGUAGGCCGGAGACUGAAUGACAUCAGCAAAGAGCUGGACAUUGUGGUUCACACACUCAGCACCUACCCUGAGCUCAACUCCUCCAUCAAGAUGGAAGUGGGGAUCGAGGACUGCCUACACAUUGAGUUUGAGUACAAUAAGUCCAAGUAUCACCUAAAAGAUGUGAUUGUAGGGAAGAUUUACUUUCUGCUGGUGAGGAUUAAGAUCAAACAUAUGGAGAUUGACAUCAUCAAGCGGGAGACUACUGGCACGGGGCCCAACGUCUACCACGAGAACGACACCAUAGCAAAGUAUGAGAUCAUGGAUGGUGCACCAGUCAGAGGAGAGUCUAUCCCCAUCAGGCUGUUUCUAGCAGGCUACGAGAUGACGCCCACCAUGAGGGACAUCAACAAGAAGUUCUCGGUGCGGUACUACCUCAACCUGGUCCUCAUCGAUGAGGAGGAAAGACGCUAUUUCAAACAGCAGGAGAUCACCCUGUGGAGGAAAGGUGACAUAGUGAGGAAGAGUAUGUCUCACCAAGCAGCCAUCGCCUCCCAGCGCUUUGAAGGCUCCUCCAAUCCAGAAAGGUCCCAGGCCCAGAGCAACUCAGAGGACGACAGCUAAAGCUCAUACUCGACCCUUGUGGAGUGAGUGUGUGAGCGAACGCAGUGCAGAAGUUGUCAGCAAAGUCUGAAUGAGAAUAUCCCUUGUUUGCAUCCAGAUAGAAUGUGCUGCAGUAUUUUUCAGGGUGUGUGUGUGUGUGUGUGUGUGUGUGUGUGUGUGUGUGUGUGUGUGUGUGUGUGUGUGUGUGUGUGUGUGAGAGAGAGAGACUGUGUGAGUGUGAGUGAGUGACUGUGUGAGUGAGUGAGUGAGUGAGGCUUUGAAAUGUGACUGUGUGUGUGUCAAGGGAACAAACAGUCGGACCAGGUAGUUGCAAGUAAUUCUGAGUGUUUGUGUGUUUAAAUCACCUUGAAGUACCAGCUGGGUGGAGUUUUCCACAUUAAGACUGAUUAGACAGUGUCAGCAAAUUUCUCUGUCACACAAAACUGCACAAAAUUUAAGUGCUUAACUUAAUUUGUAUUUUAUUAUUUUAUUGUUUUGGCAUUUUUGUACAGUUCAGUGUGGCAAACUCCACCCGUUAGAUGCACUUAAAUAUCAUUUGCAAAUACUGUUUGACCAAUAUCUUGAAUUGUGUGUAUGAAUGUACAGUACGUGGCAGUGAGCCACCUCGGGUGUAUUUCUAAUAAGACCUUUCCUUCAAACUGCUUACUUGGCUGGAAGAUUGUGCUGUGCAGAAACUGUAGUCAUACAGUAUGUUUCUAAGAAGUGGGUAAACAGUAGAUCUCACAGUUCAUUUCUCUACGUCUCCUCAAUGGAAUGUGACAUUAAUUCAUUUAAAUGUUUUUGCUUGUUCAUGUAAAAAAAAAAUUUCAUUUUAUAAAUUAGCCAUGACUCUUAGAUCAGUGGUUCCCAACCUAGGGGUCUGGACCCCCACAAGGGGGCGCCAAAGCCUCACAGAGAGUCGCCAUGCCUUUUUGAUUUUAAGAGUAAGAAAACGUUUAAAACUUACGCAAUAGGCGUCUAUCUCAACACUUUAUUAAUUUAUGUGAAGAUUAGCCAAUUUAAAAAAAAAAAGUAUAAAUGUUUUUAAGUUUAGAUUAUUAUUUAAGAUCUAAACCAAAUAAUGUCCUCCUGCAUUAGAGCUAGUAAAACAAUCAAGUGUGUAAAAAACAUAAUGCAGACAGAGAAUUGUAUAAAAAGUUUCUAAAAAUAUCAGAAAAACUCAUCUCUGUUACUCACAGGAAAUAAUCUGCUCAAAUUUCAUCCAAAUCUCUGGUUUUAAACAAACUUCCUGCAGUUAUUGUGUUCACUAUUUGGGUUCAUUGUACAGUUUGUCAGCUGUUCUCUACUAUUAUACACUGAAUGUGAUAUGAAAUAUCCAUAAAACGUGUCACUAAGUCAGGGGUCGUCAGUUUACUCAGUGGCAGAAAAGGGGCCCCUUAAGGAAAAAGGUUGGGAACCACUGUCUUAAAUAAUAAACAGUACAAGAGUUUAAAAAAUGCUCCAAAUGACAGGAAACACAUUUACGUAUUGGUAUAAGAUGAUGAAUAUUUUCAUACAUUCCCGACUCUCCAGAAAUAGGCAGGACUGUGGCAGAGCAUUUAUUUUUAAAGUAAAGUCCAUUUUUAACCAGCAUUUUACAGGUUUGAUGCAUCCGUUGGUUGUGUCAGGUGGUGUUGCCACUGCUGCUAAAACAAACGUGGCACUUGUGAACGCUGUGGGAUCGUACUUCCAUCACUGUUCCAGUCUCUGAUAGUUUGAAGCCCUGCUUUCUUAUUUGCACUAUGAUCUGCUUUUUCUUCUUGCUUCAUGAACUCACUGGACUUGCGGCAGGGUUCAGGGGCGUACCCGGGCAUCACUUCAAAUCUAAUGUAUAGACAGUAUUACACCUGUGUUUAGUUACAAAGGCGACAUGGAUGCUCGUGAGUCCUGCCUCUUAACAGGCUGCCAGGACUGACUGCCCUGUUUGGUUGGCUAGCUUUGUGCCUAAGGAUUUAUUGCCAAAAUGUUUCAGUGCAAUACUAGAGAACAGUUGCCACAGUGUAAGCCCUUUCUUCCCAUUUAGACUGUGCUCAUCAGUUUAUCCACUUGUCACUUUUCACAAGUUUAAAUAAUGGGUCUAGUCUGAAGGUGGUUUCAAUUAAUGUUAUUGUGAAAAACUGAAUGUAUAAGAAAGGCUGCUUUUAAUUCAAAUUCAGAAUGUCCCAAACUAUAUUUCCUAAAUAAGCAUAAUCAGGUUUUUUUGUUGCUUCUGGUCAGGCAGAGAACGUAAUUGAGUUCUGUGCCAUUACUUCUUUUGUUUUCGUUCCUGUUCUAAACUAUAUUUUCUCCAUCCUGAAAAAAGAGCACACCAGCGAGUACGUGUGAAGCACUGAAACUGAGCCCCAGCACUCAGCCCAUUGUCCUUACAUCGCCCUAGCCUGCAACUCUUUGCUCGGCAAGCUUACGCUGUGCAACCUCGCACAAUCUAUCACUGUGUAUCGUAUUGAAGCUUGAGACAUUUUUGUAUUUUGUACUUUUCCUGGCAGUAAGCUCAAUUUUUAGUAUGCUGUUGUUGCGCUAAAGCAACGCGUCCACCGUCGCCAGACUGCUGUUCAGGUAACUGCUGAAAUACAGGUACGCCGGCCUAGCAUGUGUUGAUCUGAGCCGAUAAGACACUUUUGUUUGGAUUAAUGUAACUUGACUUACGGGUUGACAGAGUUUUCCUUCCUUCAAGAUUCUUCCUUUGGUGUGUUGUUGAUGUUGGUAGAAAUCACUGCCUUGUAGGGCUGCAACUAACUAUUUUUAUCGGUUAAUCUGUCCAUCAUUUCCUCGAUUAAUUUAUUAGUAGUUUGGUCUAGGAAAUGGUUAAACAUGUUGAUCAAGGUGACGUCCUCAAACGUCUUGUUUUGGACUAAAGAAACCAGAAAAUAUUCACAAUUGAGAAACUGAAAUCAGACAACAAUUACUCAAAAUAGUUGCAGAUAAAUAGUUGACAACUGAUCGAUUAAUCGACUAAUUGUUGCAGCUCUACUGCCUUGUAAGCUGAAUGUAUUAGGUACUCGACAUCAUUGUAAUGAGGGCCAGCCCUCAAUGAUUUUGCAAGUUUAAAUAAAGGUAAUAUAUGAAGGGACUGUACCAAAAUGAUUUGAGUGGGGAGGGGGGUGAACCCUAAAUUUGAUUUACAAAAAAAAAAAAAAAAAAAGACCUUCCCCAGGGUUAUAAAUAUUUGUUUUGGAUCCUCCCUUCCCCCUGCAAAAGAACACUCUCCUCUCCUCAUUUCUUUACACACCCCAAAUCACCAAAUUGCACAAUAGGAGCAGAAUUGGUCAUUGCCAAAUUGAUGAUAAACAUAAGAAAUAGUGUGCUCUUUUUACAGUAUAUGUUUUACAGUAUAGUAUUCCAGCCCCUCUCUGUUUUUGAACCAGGAGCUACAAAAUGAACAGCUGUUAGCACUAACGCCGCUGCUGUCGCGUUGUAAGAUUUUUGCUUCACCUGUUGCAGAACAGGUUGGGUUGUGCUGAACUGAGCAUAAUAUUAUAGGUUAACUCUAUAUGAGGCUGUACGUGUAUUUCUGUAGGUGCUUUUAAAGUGAAGGAGACCAUUGGCUAGUGGAAAAAGGUGCACUCUUCACUAUGUGUUCAGUCAGAAUCAGGUUAAGAAGCAGUAAGUAGGUUUUCACAUACAAGGAAUUUGCCUUGGUAGUUUUGCACAACCACAAAUAGUAGAAGAAGAGGGACGAAUGGAAAUCAAGUACUCAAGUCAAGAAUCAUAAAUUGAAAAGAAAAACAUUAAAAUAUGUCAAAUGUAUGUUUUUAAAAUGAAAAGAGUUCAGUGUUUGAAAUGACAAGGAUGGAAUGUGCAAAAUAUAGAUCGAGCACAAGUUGAUGCGCUAGUUCAACUUGAGCGAGACUAACCAUAAACAUCCUCUACACCUUUCUCAAACUCACAACUUGGUCCUUAUUGCUACUAGAAAAUAAAGCCUUGAUGCACAGACAUGAUUGUUGUCCUCUGCAUAUAAUAAAACAUACCUUUAUGAUUCAUGGUGCAUGCAAAAGGCAUGGUUUUGACAUAGUUACUAACUGAUGUAACUAUUCAGCCUUUUUUUCUAAACGGUAAACAUGACAAAAAAGCAUGAAAUGGAAUAUAAAUCUGGGGCUUGGAAAACAACAUCCUGCCCUGCUCUAGCAACAUAUUUCAAAGCACACCUCCCUUCUCUGACCUCCACCACCUAAUCAUUUUCUUACAGUCCCUAACUUCGAUAGAAUGUAUUCUGCAUUAUUUCCCCGCCUAAGUCUGGGUCCUUUAUUUUGGCAGUUACCUCAGUUAAUACAAUAACACUUCACUGAAUUCUGCUGAUGAAAAAAAAAACCAUUCAUGAAGCCCAAAGCAACUUUGGAGUACAGUACAUGUUUCUUUUGUUCUGUUAUGUGGCUGUGAUUAAAUGUUUUGCCAGUACUGGUACAGACACACAGUAGCUAAAGUAACCCAGUUCAGUAACAGAGCAUAAACUGAGAUUAAACGAGGAAGGACUGAUGAAUUGUACAGUGUAAAUGCACAAUGUAAAUGCAUCCCUACUCCUCUUUUGUUUAUGUUCAUGUCAUAUUUUAUCUUCCUGUCUAUAAAUGUUGAUUUUAAUCAUUUUAUAUUCUGUUUUACUUUGAAUUAAAAGGGAGUAACUGAAAA
This is a messenger RNA of Dicentrarchus labrax (European seabass), 5925 nucleotides long. RefSeq names its product vacuolar protein sorting 26 homolog B, like (gene vps26bl). The record is from RefSeq and is a predicted model, not a curated record. Gene Ontology annotation, biological process: intracellular protein transport; retrograde transport, endosome to Golgi. NCBI's taxonomy places the organism in Eukaryota, Metazoa, Chordata, Actinopteri, Moronidae. Gene Ontology annotation, cellular component: retromer complex; endosome. The coding region runs from base 322 to 1323 and encodes 333 amino acids. The transcript is spliced from 6 exons.